Molecule: messenger RNA, 690 nt
Organism: Penicillium crustosum
Lineage: Eukaryota; Fungi; Ascomycota; Eurotiomycetes; Eurotiales; Aspergillaceae
Product: DNA replication protein PSF1
Exons: 3
Coding region: 1-690 (229 amino acids)
Biological process (GO): DNA strand elongation involved in mitotic DNA replication; DNA replication
Cellular component (GO): GINS complex
Source: RefSeq, a predicted model, not a curated record
AUGGAUCAAAGUCGCGUCCCUCACCAGGACCCCGACCGCGUGGCCACCAUGUACGGCGAACUCGGCAACAAAUUGGUCCAACACGCCAAACGCACCCAAUCCCUCGCCCAUCUACCCCCCUACCAAACAGAGAUCGUGCGCGCAGUAAGCCGCGAAGUCCGCGAUCUCGACCGCGAUGUCACGCGCCUCCUAGAGCCCUUCGAGGGCGCAUUCAACCCCUCAGCCGACCCAGCCAUCGCCUGCGCCCUACUCGUCGACCACCUGUGCAUGCGCCGGAACAAGCGCUGUCUACUCGCGUACCACCGCGUGCGCACAGAGAAGCUCGAGGAGCUUUGCUGGACGGGAGUGGAUAUCCUCGAGCAGCAGCAGCCGUCCGAAGACGGUGGGGUGGCUCAGCACACGGCUCUCGGGGCUAGCGGGCAUAGCUCGCUAAGUCCUGAGGAGGAGGAGUAUUUUCGUCAGUACGGGGAUAUGCUUGCUGCGUAUAAGGGCCAGUGGACGGAUGUUGAUUUGACGGGGACGUUGGAGCCGCCCAAGGAUUUGUUUAUUGAUGUACGGGUGUUGAAGGAUGCUGGUGAGAUCCAGACUGAAUAUGGUGUGAUCAACUUGACUAAGAACAGUCAACUCUAUGUUCGUCAAGGUGAUGUGGAACGGCUAAUUGCUCAGGGUUUCCUGGAGCGGUUGACUUGA